GUGGUGAUGAGAGGAAAAUGGUGGUUCAGUAGACUAGAUUUCUAAGGAGGCAUAAAAAGGUUUUUGUUUUUGUUAUUGUAACACACAAUAAACGGCCUUAGGCUUGCCUAGGGGGUAAGAAUGGAGAACCCUCGAAGAAUGAAUGCUUUCCUCAUCGUCUGCAUCUUCUUCUUCUUCUCCUUAUCAUGCUCUCGAGCAUCCGCACAUGGUGUACAAACCAAAAAUAAAGAGUUCGUACCAAAUAACAGGCUGAAGCAAGCGCGCCACGCCUUUGAGGCGUGGAAGCAGGCCAUCUAUUCCGAUCCGAUGAAUUUCACUGCUAACUGGGUCGGCCCUGACGUCUGCUCCUACAACGGCAUUGUUUGCGCCCAGGCCCUUGACGACCCCUCCCUAACUGUUGUGGCAGGAGUUGACCUCAACCACGCCGACAUCGCUGGUCACCUCCCUGACGAGAUCGGCGACUUAGCCGACCUCAGCCUCCUCCACUUGAAUUCUAACAGGUUCUGCGGGAUCAUCCCCAAGAGCAUCAAGAAGCUCAAGCUCCUUUUCGAGUUGGAUGUGAGCAACAACCGCUUCGUCGGACCUUUCCCUAAGGUUGUCCUUGAGCUGCCAGAGCUCAAGUACCUCGAUCUCAGGUUUAAUGACUUCGAAGGAGAGCUCCCAAAGGAACUGUUUGAUAAGGAGCUUGAUGCCAUUUUUAUGAACAACAACAGAUUCAGGUCCAGCAUCCCUGAGAAUUUGGGGAACUCUCCUGCGUCUGUGAUAGUGUUGUCUAACAACCACCUCAUGGGGUGCAUUCCCCAGAGCAUUGGCAAGAUGGCCGGCUAUUUAGACGAACUGGUCCUGUCGAAUAAUAAAUUAUCGGGAUGCAUGCCGGAGGAGGUGACCUUGUUGAACUCGACGGUGGUGUUCGAUGUGAGCAUGAACAAGUUCGUCGGGGACUUGCCGGAGGGGAUGGAAUACAUGCAAAGCUUGGAGGUUGUCAACAUUGCUAGGAACGAGUUCAGGAGCAACAUGCCCGAUACCGUCUGCAGCUUGCCAAACUUGAAGAACUUAACCUACGCCCACAAUUAUUUCGAUGCCAAGGACGCAAGCUGCGACCAUGGCGCCAUUCCAGAGGUGACAUUCGUCGGCGAGGAGAACUGCAUCGCCGGGGAGAAGGAGCAGAGGACGGAGAAGGUGUGCCACGAGGCGUUGAACGAGAAGGUGGAUUGUAAAGCUCAAGGGUGCCGUGGGUCGGGAUAUGGAGAGUCUCCAAAGGAUAUGGUGGAAUCACCGCCACAAUCGGAGAGACGUUCAUCGCCGUCCAUGCCUAAGCAGAAGACGCCCUCUUCACCAAAAUCUAAGACGCUCUCUCCGCCAUCCAAGCCACAAUAUAAGGCUCCCUCUCCAUCUCAAAAGCCGGCGCCAUUGAAACCGGAGCUAACUCCAUCGGUACAACUAUCACCUCCGCCUCACGAUGAGUCAAAACCACCUUCUUUCAAACCAAUUCAGUCGCCAUCUCCUUCCCCGCCAGUGCACUUUCCAUCACCGCCAGUUGUCAACUCCCCACCACCACCUGUCCAUUCUCCACCACCACCCGUCCACUCCCCACCACCGCCAGUCCAUUCUCCACCACCACCAGUACCCUCCCCACCACCGCCAGUGCACUCUCCACCACCACCAGUCCAAUCCCCACCGCCGCCGCCACCCAUCUUCUCCCCACCUCCACCAGUGCAAUCUCCUCCACCACCACCCGUCCAUUCUCCUCCACCACCAGUGCACUCUCCACCACCACCAGUGCACUCGCCACCGCCACCACCCGUCCAGUCUCCACCACCGCCAGUGGUGUUCCAGUCUCCGCCACCACCCAUCCAGUCGCCACCACCACCAGCAUCGCCUACUUUCACUCCAAUCAAAUGGCCUACUUUCACUCCAAUCGAAUUGCCGAAGAACUUGGGCGCCCAUUACCAAUCUCCUCCUCCACCAGUAUUCAUGGGCUACUAGGAGCUUUGUAAUUUCAUCAAAUCUAUGUAAUUCAUGCCUGUUGUAACAUUAAUAUAUAAAACGAACUCACUUUCUUAAA
Molecule: messenger RNA, 2065 nt
Organism: Salvia splendens (bonfire salvia)
Lineage: Eukaryota; Viridiplantae; Streptophyta; Magnoliopsida; Lamiales; Lamiaceae
Product: pollen-specific leucine-rich repeat extensin-like protein 3
Exons: 1
Coding region: 121-1986 (621 amino acids)
Molecular function (GO): protein binding
Source: RefSeq, a predicted model, not a curated record